Blepharisma stoltei is the source of this 2859-nucleotide messenger RNA. The record is from the annotation of a GenBank genome assembly. Lineage: Eukaryota; Ciliophora; Heterotrichea; Heterotrichida; Blepharismidae.
AUGAGUAUAAGGCUCAAAAAAUGUAUUAAAGGGUCUAGUCAUAAGCCUGAUUUAAAUAGAUCUGCAUCCGGCUAGAUUUUCGCUGCUUUCCUAUGGUUGUAAAUGGAGCUGCUCAGCAAAGUCGUUUAAAUACAAGGACCCAUAGGAAUUCCUCUACCGAGAAACUGUGGGUUUCAGCCUACAGGGGAGUAGUCUUUUUCUUGUAGCUGACGAAGGAAGGCACUUUGGCACCUAAAUAGACUCCAAGGAUCCAUGGAUCAAACUAUUCCCAAUAACCGUAGCAGGCAUAAGCCGGCCACUCAAGACUGAAGCCGCAAGGAGGAGUCAGAAGGUACAGGAAGUGGCAUCCACCUGGAAAGACCCCCUGGACUCGAGUCAAAUAGCAGUAGAACCUCCAGUACUGGAGGUCUUUGGUGACUGCGCCAUCAAUAUGGCUAUUCCUGACUUUUAAUAAUCCUAAUCCCUUGCAUAAAACUCAGAGGGAGCUUGCUUCCAUAGCCCGAUAAAUUCAUAAAGAUAAGCCAAAUUUCAUAAUUAAAAUAUGGUAUCGUUCGAUUCAGCAAAUUUUCUCUCUUUCCAUAUUUUAACUAUGAUUAAAUAGAUCAGUUUUGGCUUCAAACCAAGACCUUGAGCAAUAUUUCAAAAAAAAAGCAAAUUCAAUGAUGAGAUCAAGCAUCUAUUUUGUCGAAAAAUUGCCUUGAGGUAUGUCUCAUCCUGAUAAAGGAUUGAGAAUUUGGUACGGAUUUUUUAUUGGGAUUUUAAUUUUAUAUAACUCAAUUGUAGAUCCUUUUGUGAUUUCUUUUAUGGAAACAUCUGUAGGGGAUGGAUGAUUUGUGGUUGAUUUAAUUUUUGAUGCGUUUUUUGUUAUAGAUAUUAUAUGAAUACUUAAUACUGCUUAUUAUGAUAUUAAUGGGGUGCUGGUAACUGACAGAAAGCUGAUAUUUCGAGAGUAUUUGAAAUCUUGAUUGGUAAUUGACGCGAUUGCUUGCAUUCCUAUAGGGGUUAUACUUGGAUUUUCUGAAGAUAACUAUAUUGGAUAUAAUAGAUUCCUCAGAAUCUUAAGAUUGAACUCUUUACAGAACCUUUUUCGAGUUUCCCGUCUAAUCGGAGAAUUUAAGAGCGAUAAUCCAAAAUCUGUUUUAAGCCGAAUGCAGUCUUAUUUUAAUAUUAAUCAUAGCUCAACAAGAUUUUUCAGUACAAUAACAAGAAUAUUUGUAUGAAUUCAUGCAAUGGCUUGCUUUUGGCAUUUAAGUGCAAAAUUAUCAAAUUAUCACUAUGAUACAUGGGUAGUGAGAUGUGGAUACAGAGAUAGCAGCACUUCAACAGUUUAUGCAACUUCACUUUACUGAGCCUUAACGACUUUAACAACAAUAGGAUAUGGAGAUAUUUAUGCAAAGACAAAUACUGAAAAAAUACUUGCUAUGUUUUGGAUGAUAAUCGCUCUUUAUUUUGUUUCUUUUAAUAUCAGUAGUCUUUCUUCUAUGCUUUCUCAAAUCGACAUUAAAAAGAAUCAAAUAGAUCAAAAGCUAGCCCUUGUUGAUGAAUUUUCAAAGGAAACUUCUCUUACUCCCCAAUUAAAUUAGAGCAAAAAUUCUGUUCCGGUUUAAGGAUUAGUGUUUUUUAAAAUAUAAUUAUAUUAAAUUUUUCUCUAUAAAACAAAUUUUUAUAAUAAUUUUAAUAAUUAAAAAAAAUAUUUGAAUUUUAAUUAUGAAGAAUUAAUUAAAAAUCAAUUCAAUGUGAAAACUAUUUAAAUAAUAUCCUACUUACAUUUUUCUUUAAUUAUGUCAAAAAUAAUUUUGUAAAAAUUAGUAUUUAAAUAUAUUAAAUUUUCCUAUUGAAAAACAAUUUUUUGCAAUUUAAAGAGGUUCAAGUACUUGAAAUGGAAAUUUUACCUAUAUUUUGUUCAAAUUUAAAGGGAGGAUUAAUAGAAAAAUAAAAAGAAAAAUGCAGAAAAGUAUUCGAAUUAAAACUGAACGCUUGGCGUUUAAGGUUGAAGAAAUCGAAUCUCUAAUGGACGAACUGCCUAAACAGCUUAAAUAUGAAGUUGCAACACAGAUGCAUAAUGGCGCAUUGACUCUUUUUACUCUUUUCCAGAAUAAAGACCAAAGAUUCAUCUAUUCAAUUUUUCCUUUUCUCCAGCCAUCGUACAGCUCAACUUCAGAAAUGGUAUAUUCAGAAGGAGAACCAUCAAACGACAUUUUCUUUAUAGUAAAAGGCCGAGUAAAUUUCAUAUUCGGAGAAGAAAAUACAACGUUUACCGUUAAACAGAAAGGCCACUAUUUCGGAGAUACCGAAAUAUUCCAAAAAAUAAAAAGAAUCCAUAGCGUUAUAGCAGCAUGUGAAUGCAGCUUGCUUGUUAUGAUAAAAUCAGUUAUUGAGAAGGUAAGAGACGAUUUUCCUUCUAUCUGACAAGAAAUGGAAACUCAUGCAAAGGAAAAAGACCAAAAAACAAAGCAUUCAAUUGCAGAAAUGAAAAUACUUAUGAAAGCCAACAAAGAUGGGAAUAUUAAAAAAAUGACAGCAAAAGAAUUUAAGGCAAUGAUUGAAAAGGAAUUAAAAAUUUUCGAAGAAAUAAGGGAUAAAGAUGAGCGUUCUCCUGAAGAAAUGAAAAAAAAAUUAGAAGAAAGGACAGAUGCACUUGAGUCUCAAAUCAAAAAAAAUGUAGAAAAUAUUUGUCAAAUUGAAGAAAUAAUGAAUGAAUUAUUUGGGACAACAUACAAAGAAAAUGAAAUUUUAAGGCUAACGUCACUGCCAGAUGCAAAGCCAUCAAGCUUGCCAGCGAUUUCUAAAAGGAUAAUUAACGUUCAAGAACUAGCUAGUAAUAUGAACAUUCCAGAUACUUUGCUUACGGGAAAGUAA